Trachemys scripta elegans is the source of this 2097-nucleotide messenger RNA. Its product is annotated as relaxin-3-like. The record is from RefSeq and is a predicted model, not a curated record. The transcript is spliced from 2 exons. Bases 1 to 609 code for a protein of 202 amino acids. Gene Ontology annotation, cellular component: extracellular region. Gene Ontology annotation, molecular function: hormone activity. NCBI's taxonomy places the organism in Eukaryota, Metazoa, Chordata, Testudines, Emydidae.
AUGGGGCUGACGCUGAGGCUGCGGCUGCGGGUGCUGUGCGCGGGGCUGCUGUUAGCGGGGCUGCCGGCGGAGCUGGGCGCGCAGAGCGCCCCCGAUGCAGCAGCGGUGCCCCGGGGCGGGCCGGGCGGCGAGUACGGGGUGAAGCUGUGCGGCCGGGAGUUCAUCCGCGCCGUGAUCUUCACCUGCGGCGGGUCCCGCUGGAAGCGAUUGGCCCUGCAGGCGGGGGAGCCGCUGCCUGGCGCUGAUUCUGCUCAAGCCACCAGUAACAAAGAACUGGAGAACUUGAAGUUGCAGUCAUUCGUAGGUCCUGGAGUGGAGCAGCUGCAGAGAGCCAGUGUACCACUUGGACAGCUGACAUUGAAGGAUUUGUUUAGUUUAUAUGAUUAUAACGACUACGUACCCAUGUCAGAUGACUUCAGUGAAUAUGUUCGUCAGGUUGAGGAUGCUGCCUGGAAGAACAGAGGUGGAACAGGGCUUGCCAAUCCCAUGGGGUCAAACAGUUUUCCUUGGGCCAAGUAUCCUAGAAGAAAACGAGACUUCUCAAUGGGGGUGGCAGGAGUGUGCUGCAAAUGGGGCUGUACCAAAGCUGAGAUCAGUACACUAUGCUGAGAUUAAAAUUGUGUUUCUGUAUUUAUUUUAGACAUAUGAACUCAAUGUUAGUUGCAGUGAUGCCUGAUCAAGUACUGCAUGUAGGGAGCAAAACAGUUUCAAUAACAUGGCAAUUUUGUCUGCAAGCAGCUGUAUAUGUUACUGUUUUUUCUCUAAAAACUCACAAAUUUAUGGUAAUUAGAACUUUGUUUUGCUGCAGUAACCUUUGCUCUGUGUUAGUAAACCUUUACUUUCUGUGUUUUAAGGCUUUGUCUUUAAAAUUAUAAGACGACUUUCACACCACCUCUUUGUAACACUUCAGGGAGAAACCUCAAUGGUAAUUAAAGUAUGUUACACUAUAUAAAUGCUAUAGAGUUGUUUUUCCCCUUCCAUUGGGAACAAUACCUAGAGAAUCCAUUAAAGAGCUGAGACUGACCAAUUCUAGCUGAAAGGGUGUUCUGUAACUUGAAACUCAAAUAAAACCAAGUUGGCUGUUGCACCACUUAAUGGAAGACCGUAAAGUAUAACUGGCUUCUAUGCCACACUAACAGAAGUAGUAAGAGGAUUUAGUGCAACAUUCAGACCAUCUCCGUCCAAUUACAGAAUUAUUUCCUAAAUACCACAUUUUAAAACAAAAUUUUCCUUGUUCAGCUUAAACUUUCCUUUGACUUCUUUCCUACUUGUAUAUCUCUAUACUGCCCUGAAUAAUUAAUCUCUGGUUGAAGAAUUAACAUCUCAAGGAAUCUAGGUUUAUCUUGUGUCAUCUAUUCCUCACUUGUUAUUUAGGCAAGCUGUUCGAUAUUUAGCACUCUUAAUCUAUUUAUAUUUAUUCUAUGAACGCCUUCCAAUUUAUCUACAUUUCUAGAAUACUGCAGUAUUCAAUUGUGUGCAAUAUUCCAGAUGUACUGUUGAAUUACUAACUACUAUUUCAUUUGUCUUCCACUGUUACUUUUCUCUUAAUGGUCGUGGUGUCCAGAUUUUUUUCUUUAUUCUCUUCAGAUAUACUAACUUACUUUCUUCUAAUAUUUGUAACCAUUGGAGGUCCCUCUGAAUUCUGGUAUUUACAAUGCAUCUUCACUUAUUGUAACUUUGAAAUUAGUGUUAUAAACCUCCUACUUCGAGACUAGUGAAAAUGGCAGUGAAUGGUUGCCACUGUAAGUACCAGACCUAACACCAAUUGCUGUAGCACUACACUUAUUGAAGACUAUUUAUGAUGACUGUUUGUUUAGUCUUUCAGCUAGUUAACAAUCCAUGUACAUUUAACAAUUAAAUUUGAUAAUUUAAACAAAUGCUUCACUAAAUCAAUAGUAUAUCUCCUACGUUCCCUCCAUCCUCAAAUUUUGUAGUUAUUCCCAUCAAUUAGAUUUUACUGAUAGAGUGAAAACUCCACAGUAUUUUAAGAGGAUGGGAAAAACAGCUGUUAAAUGUGGAUAUCAUCCUUUAGCUUUCAUAACAUUUACAUUUCAAUGGGAUGGCAAUUUAUAGCACCAACUGUUAAAUAUGCUUUUC